AUGGUUACUUGCACGACAAAGAAGACGUUGCCAGUUCCAAGCGCCCACCAGGCUUUACUGGAUGAUUUUGAAGAUCUGGCUCCCAUCAGUUGGGCACGGUCCCGCCUCAAGCCUGCCAUUGCCUGGAAUGACACACAGCUUUCCGUUAUCACUCCUGGGGGCGAAUUCAAAGGACGUCUGCGUCGCAUUGAAGGGGAAAGUCUGCCCCGCGUUGGUCUUACCCUCGCCAGCUGCCCUUCCGCCACAGCUAAACACCGUCACCGUGUCACCGGGCUGCCUCCUCGUGUCUGGGGAGACGCAGCCGUUAGUCAGGCUGCUGACCAGAAGUGCGGCCCCCUUGGCGUCGUUGUGCUUGCCAGCCGUGAUCAGAUCAAACUUUUCGUUGGGGGUUCCGGAGCAGUCCACCAGGGAGACGGGGAUCAGGUUCUGUCGGAAGUCGCCGGCCGUUGGGUCCACAAACAGACACUUGCCGCCGGACGUCUGGAUGGAGACCCCCGUGAAGGCUCGCGUCGCCGUGUCGUCCCGCUCGUUCGCCUCUGCAGCCGCGGUCGGGUUGAGGGUUCCACCUGCUCGCGAGACGGGCACGGCAGACGUCGGGUUGGGGAUGGCCACGACCGCGUUGCCGUUCCCACUGCCACUUUCUGGGGCAGCCGUUGGCGCUGCUGCCGGCUGCUCCGUCGCCGGACUUUGGGUGGGUUUCGCGUUUGCGGUGCCGGUCUUGCUCGCGAUGGGCUUUGCCACCUCAACGCUGCCAGCUCCCGUGUUGUUGUUGUUGUUGUUGUUGCUGCCGCUAGCCGUGCCGCCGCUCAGAGUGAAGGUCUGGCUGGCAUCUCCACUCUGACAGGGCGCGACGUCGAUAACAUCUCCCUUCACCGUGAAGCACGUGUCUGGAGAAUUGUCGGGGCGGAACGUGAGCGGGCCGACGCCACCGGAAAACGGAAACAACUGCGAGUUGGUUACCUUGCCGCUGCCGUCGGCGCGGCCACCGCACGAAAACAGCAGCGCCUGGUUGCCGGCCUUGCGGCGGGGGUCAAAGUUGAAGCAGGCCUGCGUCAGGGUGCUGACGACGAGCGCCGACCCGGACACGUCGUUGUGCACCCCUUUGGUGAUGACGUCCCAACCCUGGCCGUCUGUGCUUCCGCACUCGGAGACCUGGAUCGGGGUGAGGUUGGCGCGGAAGUCGCCCGAGAACUUGUCGACGGACAGACACUUGCCAUCUGA
Molecule: messenger RNA, 1221 nt
Organism: Pyricularia grisea
Lineage: Eukaryota; Fungi; Ascomycota; Sordariomycetes; Magnaporthales; Pyriculariaceae
Exons: 2
Coding region: 1-1221 (406 amino acids)
Source: RefSeq, a predicted model, not a curated record